Eimeria tenella is the source of this 726-nucleotide messenger RNA. RefSeq names its product Cupin 4 family protein, related, related. The record is from RefSeq and is a predicted model, not a curated record. The transcript is spliced from 8 exons. Lineage: Eukaryota; Apicomplexa; Conoidasida; Eucoccidiorida; Eimeriidae. Bases 1 to 726 code for a protein of 241 amino acids.
AUGGCGCACAAGGCUGCCACCGGAAACGAAGUGUCUCUGCACUUGACGAUUACAGUCCCCACUGCGGAGUUUUCAUAUGAACAGCAGCAGCAGCAGCAGCAGCAAGGUGCUGCUGCAAAAGCAGCCAAAAAAACACUAGCAGCAGCAGCAGCCGCAGCAGCAGCAGCAGCAGCAGCACUUGGAGGCGUGAUGAUGUCCCGGCUGAUCAAACGCCUCAUAACGCAACACCGGCUGCUGCAUGAAAAUGAACUCCACGCGAGAAAGGCCAUUCUGAAGGCAAGGGGGACUGCCCGCGUGGCGGCCUCAGAAAAAGACCAAAAGGAAAUGACAGAAAAGCUGCGGGAAGAUAUAAUUCAAAAAAUUAAUUAUGAGGCCCUUUUGGCUCUCAGCGAGGCACAUGCUGCAGACUUGGAAACAAUGCAGCAGUCUCAGUAUGAGGCAGCUCAAUCGACUCUUGCCAAGCCCCCCGUCCGCUGGCGCUCCCUCAUCAGGCUCCAGGAUGGCAUUGGGUGCACAUGCGAGGAGGGAAGCGACACGGCGAAUUUCACAAGAGGGACUGCAACCUUGCGGCUCGCCAUCUGCCGCAGCGCCAGCGGCAUCAUCAACACCCUCUCCCAGGGGCGAACAGUCGAGGUGGCGUCUUUGCCCUGCCAAGACGGCUUUGAGGCUUUCUGCGUUUGCAUCGUUUUGCUGCAAAAGGGUUUGCUGCACAUAGAGAAGUACUAG